AUGACGGUGUCCAAGCGAUCGCUGGAGGAGGAUGAAGACAACUGUCCCACCACGACAUCUUCAUCUACAUCGUCCUUCCGCAAUGUCUCCGCCUGUAAUCGCUGCCGUCUGCGCAAGAACCGAUGUGAUCAGCGACUGCCUGCUUGUGCAUCGUGCGAGAAAGCGCGUGUCAAAUGCGUGGGCUACGACCCCAUAACGAAGAGGGAGAUACCCAGAAGUUACGUCUACUAUCUAGAAUCCCGUGUCAAGUAUCUAGAACGAUUACUGAAAGACACCUCGAUCGACUUCCUAACCCCGGACAACUUCAAUCCAGAUCUCGAGGCGUCUGGCGCACCGGACAAACAGAAACGCCCUUCGGACAAUGGACCUUAUGAUAAUUCGCCUAGCGCCGCUGGUGCAGACACAAGCGGGAAAGAUGAAAAAUAUGAUAGAGAGAAAUUGACCAAACUAGUCUCGAACAUUGGAAUGGUGUCAGUGCAGGGAGCCUCUGACCCAAGGUUCUUGGGCUCCACGUCAGGCAUCUCCUUCGCAAGAGUAGUUUUCGCAGCUGUGAAAAGCUCCAUGUCUGGCGCAUCUUCAGAACGCGGAAGUGCGCGCGGUAGUAAAGCAACCUUGCAAGCCGCCGCGGUCAGUGGAGGCACAUCCAUGAGAGAUUCCUUCUUCGGCCUCCAUACGAAGCCUACCAUCAAACAAGCUCCGUUUCCCGAUCGUGAGCUAGGUCUCAAGCUUGCAGAACUCUAUUUUGAGCAUGCAAACCCCCAGAUUCCCAUCUUGCAUCGAGGCGAGUUCAUGAAAAUGUUCGAGCGGGUGUACCAGGAUGAUGAGAGGAAUCGGACGGCCCGUGAGUCAUACAUGCUGAAUAUCGUGUACGCCAUAGGCUCUGGAAUCAUCAUGGGAAGUUCCGAAAGCGGUGACUCGCCUGAAUCUGAGGACAAUGGUCCGGCUGCGAAACCUCCGAGUCCUCCUAGCAACAAGAGACGGAGAUUGACUGCAGUCCAGCAUCAGCCUGAAGAAUAUCAUGCGUCCGCGAUCAUACAUCUAGAAUCUUUCUUGGGUGCAAACUCCGCAGCUGAACGCCCAGAAGGCUUUGGCGGUGGCUUAGAAGAACUACAAGCAGUCUUGCUGCUGGCUGGUUUCGCUCUACUUCGACCCGUAGCUCCUGGCUUGUGGUAUAUUGUAGGAGUUGCAGUCCGUUUGGGCGUCGAUCUCGGGCUCCAUUAUGAGGAUGGCCUCGGGAUCGACAGCCCCGUAGUUGAGACAGAUGGUAGAAGUCGAAAGCCAUCUAGUGAAUCCUCAGAGAGCGCGAACGCGAAUAGUCAGAGAGUUGACGCGAAAGAGCGAGGCCGCAGACAAUGGGUACGAGACCUGCGAAGGAGAUUAUGGUGGUGUGUCUACUCCUUCGAUCGCCUCGUGAGUACCUGCGUAGGUCGCCCUUUCGGAAUCACUGAUCAGGUCAUCACCACCGAAUUCCCCUCUUUACUAGAUGAUAAAUAUAUCACACGAGAGGGGUUUAUCACUCCGCCAAAUGGCUCGGAGAAGCCUAGCUAUAAAUGCGUAACGUACCAUUACAUUCGAUUAAGACUACUGCAAUCAGAGAUCUUGCAGGUGCUACAGUAUAAGCAGGCUCAACAAGUUCGAGCCAACGGAGCCAACCAGACGAAUGCCUUUAUGCAUACCGGGCUGCCCUCCCCAUUCUUGUCAGGAUUUGCUGACUUCCGCUCGUGGAGAGUGGACAUCGACCGCAGAUUAUGGGAAUGGAAGGAAUCUGCCCCAAGCCAAAUCGAUGCUGGCGUUCAAUUCUCACCACUAUUCUUAGAGCUGAAUUAUUGGCAAGCAGUUAUUAUGCUCUAUAGACAGAGCUUGAUUAUACCCUCAGCUCUUGCUGGUGAACUUGGAGACACCAACGGAGAUGUUACCAGCCCUUCAACUAUGGUCGAGGACCGCGAAGAUGAAGACACGGUCUACUUGAAGGUUGCAGAAGCUGGCCAAAAGGUCUUGAAAAUCUACCGGCAAUUACAUCGCGUGCAUUUGGUCAACUACACAUUCUUGGCAACACAUCACCUCUUCAUGGCCGGUAUAUCAUUCUUGUAUGCAAUCUGGCAUUCUACCGCAGUCCGGAGCCACUUGGUCAGUAUGCUCCAUCCUGGUUUCGUGUUUCUGCUUACGUUUGAUCCACAGACACUCGAUGAUGUUGAUUUUACCGUUCUCGCCGCUACGUCUGUUCUAGGAGAUCUAAUCGACAAGUGUCCGCCAGCAGAAGCAUGCAGGGAUGCUUUCGAUCGUAUGAGCAAAGCAACAAUUCAGAUGUGCAUGUCUACGACUGGUUUUGGCUCAGCAUCUCGCGUCGCCCAGUACCAGUCCACGAUUUCUCCUAUAAGUAGUCGAGCCGACGAGAGCUCAGACACUGAAAUGGGCAGCUCGGGGUAUCAGGGAGGAGGGUACUUCCAGCGACACUCCCGAAGAUCUGCUCCACGCUUUGAUAUGAACCUCCGCGAUCUCUUCAGUGAUGAAGAAACCGACGUGCGAUCUUUCGGUCGCAUCAGCAAUCAAAUAGGCCGGCCUGGGCAUCUACAACAACAAUUACUUCAACAAGAUCAUCUUCAUCAGCGACAAUCACUUCAGCAGCAGCAAGAACAACAACAUCAACAUCAACAUCAACAUCAACAAUUACUUCAACAAGAUCAUCAUCAUCGUCAACAUAAACAGCAUAUCAAACCGGAACCGUCUGUGUCCCCUACUACACGUACUCACGAUCCCCCACAACCACAAGUUUUUAACCCUAACGACCCAACGAUCAAUCCACCUAUAACGCUCUCUCCCCAAUCGCAUCAUUCCCAUGUACAACAUCAACACCAACAGCAUCAGGUGCAAGUCUCGCCAUACCAGCUUACAAACACCCAUCCUUACUCUAAUUUUGCCUCUUCGAUCUCCAAUACCUACCCUGAUCUUGGACCCUUCUCAGACCUCGACUUCUUAGACUCAUUCCCCGUACAGGGCGCCUCCUCGGGACUGACAGGAAUUCACGGCAACGGACAAGGCGACGUAGGAGGUGGUGCUUCAAGUGGGCUUGAUCUGGGCUUUGGUAUGGGCUUCGAUGGUAAUCAUGACUGGAGUGAAGGCAGUGGGGUGGAUCUGUUCGAUGGAUUCUUUUUCGGGGGCAGUGGUGGGGGUUUAUGA
Messenger RNA from Pseudovirgaria hyperparasitica, 3177 nucleotides. RefSeq lists its product as uncharacterized. Gene Ontology annotation, biological process: DNA-templated transcription; positive regulation of transcription by RNA polymerase II. The record is from RefSeq and is a predicted model, not a curated record. Bases 1 to 3177 code for a protein of 1058 amino acids. The transcript is spliced from 2 exons. Gene Ontology annotation, molecular function: DNA-binding transcription factor activity, RNA polymerase II-specific; sequence-specific DNA binding; zinc ion binding. NCBI's taxonomy places the organism in Eukaryota, Fungi, Ascomycota, Dothideomycetes, Acrospermales, Acrospermaceae.